Messenger RNA from Aptenodytes forsteri (emperor penguin), 2700 nucleotides. It is a transcript of the gene CCSER1, whose product is annotated as coiled-coil serine rich protein 1. Lineage: Eukaryota; Metazoa; Chordata; Aves; Sphenisciformes; Spheniscidae. The transcript is spliced from 12 exons. The coding region runs from base 1 to 2700 and encodes 899 amino acids. The record is from RefSeq and is a predicted model, not a curated record.
AUGGGGGACUCAGGAUCCAGACGAUCUACUCUAGUAUCUCGGUUGCCAAUAUUCAGGAGAAGUAUUAGCCGGAGACACGACUCCCUUCCUUCCUCACCUUCUUCUGCUAAUGCCAUUGGUGUCCACACCUCCUCCCCAUCCAGCACUAACUCCAGCUCAGGGAGUACAGGCAAGCGCCGGAGUAUUUUCCGCACUCCUUCCAUUAGCUUCCAUAACAAGAAAGGGAGCGAGCAGAAGCCUGACUCGGCUAGUCAAACCGUUAACAUCUCAAAUGGUGCCCAGUCCUCUCUCAGCACUUUUCAAAAACUGAGCUUAGAGGAACACAUUAAAAGCAGAGGAAGGCAUUCGGUUGGCUUUGGCAGCUCACGUAGCAAGAAGAUAACAAGGUCUUUGACAGACGAUUUUGAAAAGGGAAAGGAGCCCUCAGCUAAUAAGAAUGUCUUUAUAAAUUGCAUAAGCUCUGGGAAGAAUGAGGGUGAUGAUUCAGGCUUUGCAGAGGAGCAGAGCCGAUACUCUGUCAAACAAUCCACGCGAAAACUUCUCCCUAAAUCUUUUUCAUCGCACUACAAGUUUUCCAAACCAGUUCCGGAGAGUCAGUCAGUUUCCUCUGUGCCACAGUCCAGGUGCUUGCUGGAGGUUAAAUCGUACGUGGAAAGCGAACCUGUGAUUGCCAAGUCCUCUCCUCCAUGUUCGGCCGAGACGACAGAGUGCAUGGGAAGCUCCUUGCAGUCCCCACUGCUCUCAGCUGACCUCACGGCUGCCCAGACCCCCUCUGACUUUGUCGCUCUGACAGAGGAUUCUGUUUCGGAGGUUGAUGCUCUGCCCAGCAGCGGGACUGGGGUGCUGCUCUCAGAGGAUUUUGGCCACAAUGUCUCUACCUCUCAGGUCUUCUUUAAUCCUGCUGCUGCUUCUGCGAGAGAAACGGAUAUUGUGGAAAGUACUGGCCAUUCUGCUGGUGUAUCUCCUGUGAGUCGCGCGAGCUCAUGUAGUGUUGAAUCUAAUAACUUAUUCAAAACCUCAGCUGCUAAUCAAACAAAAAUAUUGUUGCAAGCCAAUGAACUACAUAUUAACGAUGCUAGGCACAUAGGAGAAAUUAAUUCAGCAAAUGCACAUUUAGAAACCUUUGCGUUACAGCAUAGAGAAGAACCAGUGAUACUCUCUCCAAAGGCACAGGAGUUGAGUGGGGACAGAGAUGAAAGCACGCCAUCCAAGCACAUGAGAGAGAGAAUUCCUGUAAUGGAGUCUAAGAUUGUUCCAUGUUCUGAACCUCAGUCCUUUAAAACACAACAGGGUUAUGAAACAAACUGUUCUAAAGUUGAUCUUGUCAAUAGCUUCAGUCCAUACCGAGAAGGCAGAUUUGUUGAGAAACGACUGAGAUCCUCUUCAGAAGGUACUGCUGGAGGCAGUCGGCUGAUCAUAAAACCAAAGGAUGGAAAUACAGAAGAGCUUAACAGCCUACGGAAGCAGAGAGCAAGCUCAUCCUCUUCAAAAAUGAACAGCAUGGAUGUUUUGAAUAACUUGGGUUCCUGUGAGUUGGAUGAAGAUGACCUAAUGCUUGACAUGGAUUUCCUAGAAGAACAUCACCACCAUCGUUCUGUUUGCCGAGAAGACUCCUACCAGUCGAUAGUCUCAUGUGCUGCUGUAGUACUUACCCCUGUAGAGCCAACAGUGGAUACAAGGAAAAAAGAACAGCCAGUAAUGCCUGAUGUGUCUAAACAGAACCUGUCUCUGAAGCUGUCGAAGGAGGUAGACCAAGGAGAAGCCAGGUACCCUCGUGUUAGCCAGCUGGCUGGCAGCCCGUCUGUGGAGUGGCCUUUUACUGGUCUGGAAGAAGGUGGAGGCAUUGAAUCUUUGCCCUUCAGAUUGAUGCUGCAAGACUGCACAGCUGUAAAGACAUUGCUUCUGAAAAUGAAGAGGGUUCUUCAAGAGAGUACGGACAUGAGUCCAGCUAGUAGCACCACCUCACUCCCUGUUAGCCCUCUUCCUGAGGAGCCAUUAUUUUUCAAGGAUGGAAUAAAAGAUGAAUGCUCAGUGCUGAAGCUGCAGCUGAAGGAGAGAGAUGAACUCAUAGCCCAACUUCGUGAGGAGCUGGAAAAGGCUCAGUGCUUUCAGAAGGCUCUUGCUUCCCAAGCAGAUAAAUCCACGCAGACAGAACUCCUGUGUGCUGAUGGGCUGUUACUAAAGCAAAUGCAAUCUGAGGAAGGGGGGGGGGAAGCUACAUAUCCAAACAGAAUGGUGAGCCAAAAUCUCAGCACAAAGGACAGAAAGUCAGCACAUACUCCCACCGAGGACCCUUUUAGAUACUCAUCAGGCAACCAAGCAACGGUCUAUGAAAGCAAGAGCUGUCAGCUGUCUAAUUUGUGUCUGAGCAACCUCCUGAAAGAAAAGGAGAUCGUGGAAGUCAUCAAGCAUACUAGAGGCACGUACGAAACCCUUGCUUCAGAGGUCACCCAGAACGGUUUGGCCACCACGGCACCAAGUACAGCAAAGCCAGCACCCAAGGCAGACAGCCACCCAAUGUUCUCAGGAGCUCCAAAAGACCAAACUGCUGUACCUCGGCAGCAUACCACUUUCACAGGGAGACUCGGACAGCCUCCGAGGGGACCCAUCUCUUUACACAUGUACAGCAGAAAAAAUGUUUUCCUCCACCACAAUUUACACACAGCAGAGCUACAGACUUUAGGUCAACAAGAUGGAUAA